UUGCCCUACCUAUCCCAUCCUGCCCCGCGUCUGACCUUAGCGUUCCCCUCCGUCUGUCGUCUGCACCAGAAAAUAGCGGAUUUUACCUCAUUUUUACCGAAAAUUCAACAUUUCUGUGGACCGAUCUUUUACUGACUGUACCAGGGACCAAACUAGCACCCAUAGAUCAGAAAUUUCAGCCCCGGACUACGUCGAAAUCGAUAUAUCCACGUCCGAAUUUGCACGGGAAAAACUGCACCGUAAACAAAGGCAAGGCUGCCGGUUUGGGGAUUAAGUGAACGGAUUCUUCUCUUCAGAUCGUCUGUUUUCAACCGUCAAAUAUCGUCUGUAAAUGUCGGCAGGUGCGAUGUCUGCAGCUAAGAGUGUACCACCACAGCCCCUCCCCCAGGAAGUCCCCAUGGAGGCCACACCAGCCAAGUCAGCCCCCAAGAAGAAGCCGAGAGGCCGGCCUCCCAAGAGUCAGGCCAAGAAACAGGAGAAGAUCACCGACACCAUGAAGGUCGAGAAGAAACCCAAGAGAAAAAUCGACCGCUUCAAGGGCACACCUGAGUCUGAACUCCUGUUGAGGACGCUACCUGACCAUCUCAGUCCCAACUUGGACAUUGUCAUCAUCGGAAUCAACCCAGGUCUCAUGGCAGCGUAUGUCGGCCACCACUACCCUGGGCCUGGUAACCACUUCUGGAAGUGCAUCUACAUGUCCAGACUGAUCGACCGACCCAUGACGGCCAUGGACGACUUCAAACUGAUCAACUACGGCAUCGGAUUCACGAACGUCGUGGAAAGAACAACGCCAGGAAGCAAGGACCUCUCGCGGAAAGAGAUGGGGGAGGGGGCGAAGAUUCUUGUCGGGAAGCUGCAAAAGUACCAGCCGAGGAUUGCGGCCUUCAACGGGAAGAGCAUCUACGAUGCUUUCUCCACGGUUUUCUUUGGGAAGAAGCUGAAAAAAGAUUUCCAGUUUGGACAGCAGCCAGAUUUGGUGCCAGGCACGAACACCAGGAUAUUCGUCAUGCCAUCCUCCAGUGCUAGGUGUGCACAGUUCCCUCGGGCUCAGGAUAAGGUUCAGUUCUACCUGCGUCUGAAGAGGCUGAGAAACGAGCUUAAAGGAAUCCAGGAAGACCGAGAGGUGGAGGAAACCGACUACUCCUUCGACCUCAUCAAGGCCAUCGAGGACGCCAAGAGGACCAAGGUCAAGCAGGAGAAGAACUUUGAUGUGGACACCUGCGCAGGUGCACACGUGCAUGCGGACCCACCUGCUGCAGGUGCGGCACCAGGUGCGGCUCCAGGUGUUGCAGCUGCAGGUACAGGUGAUGCUCCGCAACCUAAUUGGGACAAUGUGUUCCCUCCAAUGGACUUUGUGGACCACAUACCUGAUAUCACCUCUCAGUAACUAGUACAAAUACUAAGGGUAUUCUUAUGGGACAUUGGAUAGGAAGGCUAACAUUUGUAUAGUUUUACAUGCAAAUUUGUACAUCUCUGUGGUUUGUUGUGAAGCAUUUUUAAUUUGUAGGUCACAUACCAGAUACAUGUAUUGGCUCUCAGUAACUGUAGUGUACAUGUAGAAUUUGUAGAUACUCAGGGUUUCCUUAUGAUUAGGACCAAACAGGCACUUUUAAUGAUAAAGUCUUGAUAUAAAGUUGACCAGUAUUUCACAGAUUUGCACAUUUGUAGGCUUCAUACAGAAGCAUUUUUACUGAUCCAUCUCAAAUGUAGGGUUUACUUUGGAAUGGGGCAGGAUUUUCUGAUCAAGACUUAGCCCAUCUCCACUGUCUUAUAAUCUAGGAGUAAACUGUAGCAUUUAGGAUGUGAGAAUCAUGAACUGAAGUGUACAAACUUCAUUUUUCGCCACCUGAAAGAAUGUGUAAUUAUUAUAACAUUUACCCCUUAUAGUAAUGGGUAAACAUUUUGCACAAUUUCCAACCAACUUGAACCAAAUAAUACAAGUGUGUUUUUGAUAUUGCCCUUGUAGAUUACCCUUUUUAAUGACAAUUGUCAAACUUUACAACAGUAUUAUCAUUUUCUCAGGGCUUUUAUAUUUGUAUUAUAUCUUAAUACAAGACAAGUUGUUAUUCUCCAGGCAGAGGUUGGGGCACGGAGAUAGUAGUAGUCAUGAUUUUUACUGGCUCACACCCCUCAAUAAAAAUCCUGACCACUACUAUCUCCGUGACCCAACCUCCUCGUGGAGAAUAACAACUUGUGUCUUGUUGAAUUUCCAGUAUUGGUAAGAUUUUAGCAUAUGUUGUUGCACCAUAUGGUACGUAGAGAUCCUAUAUUGUGUUUCUUUGUGUGAUGACACAUGUAGACAUUAGCCGGUGUGUGUGUGUGGUCGUCAGAAACAAGUGCAAAGAAUACCUAACAAUGCAAGCUGGCUUGGA
This is a messenger RNA of Branchiostoma floridae (Florida lancelet), 2372 nucleotides long. Its product is annotated as G/T mismatch-specific thymine DNA glycosylase-like. The record is from RefSeq and is a predicted model, not a curated record. Gene Ontology annotation, cellular component: nucleus. The coding region runs from base 332 to 1387 and encodes 351 amino acids. The transcript has 4 exons. Lineage: Eukaryota; Metazoa; Chordata; Leptocardii; Amphioxiformes; Branchiostomatidae. Gene Ontology annotation, biological process: base-excision repair, AP site formation. Gene Ontology annotation, molecular function: mismatch base pair DNA N-glycosylase activity.